Fonsecaea erecta is the source of this 1806-nucleotide messenger RNA. RefSeq lists its product as hypothetical. The record is from RefSeq and is a predicted model, not a curated record. Lineage: Eukaryota; Fungi; Ascomycota; Eurotiomycetes; Chaetothyriales; Herpotrichiellaceae. The transcript has a single exon. The coding region runs from base 1 to 1806 and encodes 601 amino acids. Gene Ontology annotation, molecular function: DNA-binding transcription factor activity.
AUGCAUUACCACUCACAUUAUCAAGAUGUGCUCGGGAGUGAGGGCCCAGAGUAUGUGUAUAGAGGAUCCGACGACCAUGGCACUCCCCCCCGAUACUGGUACAACCCCGGAGAAUUUCACUCGAUCAAUCCCUUACUCGAUAUGAGUGCCCCCUACCAGAGCGCUGAGGGGUUUCAAUAUUCCUGUGCCUCUUACGACCCGGUCGCCCAAGGCUUUAGCUACCGGUCUAUGUGGGAGACCGGUGACAGAGCCCUGCCUCAACUGAAUGGCUUUGACACCGACCGCCGUGACAUUGACCAUUUCCGCCAUCUGCGUCAUCCCUCUCCCACCGACCCUUUGGGGUUCACUCUCUCCAGCAACAGCGACUCGUCGAUCAGCGACCAUGCUCGUAGUCCAGAAGCAGCUCGGAGCUCGCUUACCGUCCCCCUGACUCACUCACCAGUGGGAUACUGGCCCGCUCCCAUGGCAACAUCAUCGGCCACGGGCCAUGGCUGGACUCGGCAACCCGUCUUCAUGUCCUCUCAUCCUUCCACUCCUGUCCCCACCAACCACACCGUCCCCAGCAUGAGACAUCUCCAGGUCACGCCAGAUCCAGAGCAUUAUGACGAGCCUGUCGACAUGAAGGAGACCUUCCCCUCCAGGAUCAACUUUCCCAUGGAGCUCGAGCUGUCGGAACAGCUCGCUAGUCCCCCGGACUCAGGGCUCGAUCAGCCAGGCCACGAUGAUGAUGAUAACGACGACGAGAUGAUGAAAGAUGAAGAGGAGGUUGCUGGAGUCACUGAGACGGACAACGAUCCCGAAUUCAGCCCCAGAAGGAAUGUCACCCGCCGGCAAUUUGGCACCACGAGAGGCCAUUCUCUGGAUGAAGAGCCACGACGUCUCAAAGCAGUCAUUGACCCAAAGGUCCGAGUGCAGAAACGUGCUCAAGCCUCUGACACACCCCAUAGCGGGAGAUCGCGCCCCAAGACCAAGAAGAAGCCCCGAGCGCUCCGGAACGAUGAAUCCGGGUCGAAGCACUUUCCCUGCGCUUUCCACCACUACGGCUGCUUCGCGACAUUCGGCAACAAGAACGAGUGGAAACGACAUGUGUCCUCUCAACACGUCCAACUGGGCCUCUACCGCUGCGACUUGGGCACCUGCUCAGCGGAGACGGCGCGAACUCAGGACAAGGGAUACAAUGACUUCAACCGCAAGGAUCUCUUCACCCAGCACUGCCGACGCAUGCAUGCCCCUUGGGCGGCAAGUAAGAAGGGCGAAGACGACGUGUCGAAGAAAGAGCGGGACAACUUCGAGAAGGAGCUCGAAGAUAUACGCGCUCGCUGCUGGAUUGACCGCCGUCAGGCUCCUCAAAAGACCAAGUGCGGAUUCUGUGGGAAGAAAUUUGUCGAUGGCAAAGAGUCUCGCGGCUGGGAUGAAAGGAUGGAACACGUUGGUCGACACUUUGAGAGAGACCAUGUGAAGAGCAAGGAUGAGGAGGUCGAUGACGGUCUCCGGCAGUGGGCCAUCGCUGAGGGUCUUGUGAAGAAAGAUAAGAAAGGAGAGUACUGGCUCGUGGGCUUCGAGCCCGCUCAGCCCAGUCGGCGUGCCCACGGGCAGAGAAGAAGCCGACGAUUUAUCAAGGAGGAGGAGGAGGAGGCGGAGGAAGUUGGGGAGAGCCACAGCGGAGUAGACAACAAUGAGGCUGAUGAUGAUGAUGAUGAUGACGAUGCCGACACAAGCGACAGGGGGCCGUCAAUCAAGACCGAAGAUGACGACGAGGAAGACGAUGCCGAGUGCGAUACUGACGCCGAGGCCGAAGAAGACUGA